GCCGCCCUAAGGACGCAAACAUGUCGGGGAUCGCCCUCAGCAGACUCGCCCAGGAGAGGAAAGCUUGGAGAAAAGACCACGCGUUUGGUUUAGUGGCCAUCCCAACAAAAAAUCCUGACGGAACGAUGAACCUCAUGAACUGGGAGUGCGCCAUUCCCGGAAAGACGGGGACUCCGUGGGAAGGAGGCUUGUUUAAACUACGGAUGCUGUUCAAAGACGAUUAACCAUCCUCACCUCCGAAAUGCAAGUUUGAACCACCGUUAUUUCAUCCGAACGUGUACCCCUCGGGCACAGUGUGCCUGUCCAUCCUGGAGGAGGACAAGGACUGGAGGCCGGCCAUCACGAUUAAGCAGAUCUUAUUAGGAAUACAGGAACUUCUAAAUGAACCAAAUAUCCAAGACCCAGCUCAAGCAGAGGCCUACACAAUCUACUGCCAGAACAGAGUGGAAUACGAGAAAAGGGUUCAAGCACAAGCCAAGAAGUUUGCUCCCUCAUAAGCAGCGACCUGUGGCAUCAUAAAAAGGAAGGGAUUGGUGUGGCAAGAACUUGUUUACGACAUUUUUGCAAAUCUAACGUUGCUCUCUACAAUUACUGGUCACCUGGGGAGGGUUGGGCAAGCGCCAUUUUCCAUUUCCGCCACUGGUACAGUCUCGGCUCGCCGAAUCGCCCAGUGUUUCAUACAGGGUCUCUUCCUUCAGUCUUUUGUAUUUUUGAUUGUUAUGUAAAACUUGCUUUUAUUUUAAUAUUGAUGUCAGUAUUUCAACUGCUGUAAAAUUAUAAACUUUUAUACUUCAGUGAGUCCCAAGGAGCUAGUUCCUUUGCUCGCGGAUGCAGGCAUGCUUCAUGCCGUCUAGAGCUGCACUUAGCCUUCAGCUGGCUGCACGAAACAGAAAAUCAGACCUGCCCCACCCUGCCGCCUCCUCUCCCAGAGCCCAGCUUGUGUUGC
Physeter macrocephalus (sperm whale) is the source of this 946-nucleotide messenger RNA. RefSeq names its product SUMO-conjugating enzyme UBC9-like. Gene Ontology annotation, biological process: protein sumoylation. Gene Ontology annotation, cellular component: nucleus. The transcript has a single exon. Gene Ontology annotation, molecular function: SUMO conjugating enzyme activity. The record is from RefSeq and is a predicted model, not a curated record. NCBI's taxonomy places the organism in Eukaryota, Metazoa, Chordata, Mammalia, Artiodactyla, Physeteridae.